This is a messenger RNA of Polypterus senegalus (gray bichir), 4724 nucleotides long. Its product is annotated as all-trans-retinol 13,14-reductase-like. The record is from RefSeq and is a predicted model, not a curated record. Bases 89 to 1927 code for a protein of 612 amino acids. Lineage: Eukaryota; Metazoa; Chordata; Cladistia; Polypteriformes; Polypteridae. Gene Ontology annotation, molecular function: oxidoreductase activity. The transcript has 11 exons.
UUAAAAAAGAGGCGUGUCCUUCCGUGGUCUCUGUUUCUCAUCUGUUGAUGCCUCGUGUUGCUGUCGGUUCUUCAGAUUCCAGAGUGACAUGUUGACGGCGGUGCUACUUGUCAUCCUCGUGGCUCUCUUGGUGUGGCUCUUUAAACGGGGUCCCCGCGACUCUGCGCCAAAUCCCUUCGCGGAGGACACCUGUAGGCCCCCGAAGCCUCUCGUGACGGACAAGGCAGCGAGGAAAAAGGUCCUCAAACAAAGUUUUACAGCUGAGAAAGUUCCAGAGAACUUGGAUGCAGUGGUGAUUGGCAGCGGCAUCGGGGGACUUGGAGUCGCAGCCAUUUUGGCCAAGGCUGGCAAGCGAGUGCUGGUUCUGGAGCAGCAUAGCCGAGCCGGCGGGUGCACCCACACCUUCAGCGACAAAGGCUUUGAGUUUGAUGUCGGCAUCCAUUACAUCGGCGAGCUACAGGAGCACCGGUCACUGCGGGUUUUGGCGGAUCAGCUUACAGAUGGACAACUGCAGUGGGCUCCCUUGGACAAUCCUUAUGAUGUCCUUGUGCUGGGCAGUCCAGACUCGAGGCGCGAGUACCCCAUUUAUAGUGGAGAGCGGCGCUUCACAGACGAGCUCAAGAAACGCUUCCCCGAUGAGAGCGCAGCCAUCGACAGGUUUACUCAGCUGGCGCAGGUGGUUGGCCAUGAUGUGAGGUUCCUGGCGAUACUGAAGAUGAUACCCAAGCUGGCGGCAAAGUUCCUCAUCGGCACCGGACUCCUCAAAGUCAUCUCCCCGUUUUUUAGAAUGGCGCCCCGCAGCCUCGCUGAAGUUAUGGAGGAGCUGACGGCCAACAAGGAGCUGCAGGCGACGUUCAGCUACAUCUUUGGAACCUACGGAGUCAUUCCCAAAAAUGCAAGCUUUUCAUUACAUGCCUUACUGAUUUCCCAUUACCUGGAAGGGGCCUGGUAUCCUCAAGGGGGCUCCAGUGAGAUUGCUUUCCAUCUCAUCCCUGUCAUCGAGAAGGCCGGCGGUGCAGUGCUUACCCGAGCGCCGGUGAGGCAGAUUCUGGUAAAUGAAGCCAAGAAGGCAUAUGGUGUUUCUGUCCAAAAGGGCGACGGUGAGGUCCAAGUGUACGCACCCAUCGUGAUCUCCGACGCUGGCAUUUUCAACACUUAUGAGCAACUGUUGCCCAAGGAAAUUCAAACAAUGCCACCUAUUCAGCAGCAGCUCAGCAUGAUGACGCAUGGCCAAGGGGGGCUCAGCAUUUUUGUCGGCCUAAAGGGUACGAAGGAGGAACUGGGGCUGAAGGCCUGCAACCACUGGCUUUACCCUGACAGCAACAUCGAUGAGCUCACGGAAGCCUAUUACAGAUCAUCGAGGGAGGACGCUGCCAAGUCUUGUGCUUUUGUGUACAUCGCCUCACCUUCUGCUAAAGACCCCACGUGGGAGCAGCGAUACCCAGGAAAGUCCACCCUAACGAUGCUGACCUUUGUCAGCUUUGAUUGGUUCAAAGACUGGGAAAAGGAACAAGUCGGCCAGAGGGCAGAAGAGUACCAGAACCUUAAAGAGGCGUUCAUCCAGACCCUCCUCAAUGCGGCCAUCAAUGUGUACCCCUUAAUAAAAGACAAGAUUGAAUUUGUAGAUGCGGGGACCCCCCUCACCAAUCAACAUUACAUAGUAGCCCCCCGGGGUGAAUAUUAUGGCUGUGAUCAUGCCUUGGCCCGAUUCCAACCAGAGGUGUGUGCUGGGAUCCGUGCCAAGACCCCUGUGAAGAAUCUCUACUUGACAGGUCAGGACCUUUUCUUGUGCGGAUUUGCAGGCGCUCUGGCCGGCGCGCAGCUCUGUGCUUCGGCUGUUCUCGGACGUAACGUCUUCUGGGAUCUUGAACAGCUACGGAAGAAGCUGAAGAAGCAGAGCGAGAUGGAGAAGAUGAAGGCGGGCUGAGCGGCCCCCCCGGUGCCCGUUCUGUUUCUUUUUGUCAUUUUUAAGUCUUUUUUUUUUUUUCUUUUUUUAUCUCUUCUGUGUGAUCUCUUGCUUGUCUUUGAUUUAUUUUUAUUUUCUCACCCCACUGCUUUCUUGCUUUCUCCUGCCUUUGCUCCCCACGUGGUGCCAUCGCUCACUCGUGUGUUGCUCCUGUGACGUUUUGUGGUCCUCCUGGCCCAGUUCAGGGUCACUUUAAGCAGGGGGUCCACCUGGUACUGACUUUUCCAAUUCCACCCCCAAUAAAGUGCCACCCCAUUGCCUCCUGCUUUCUCCCAGUCUCAACUGAAAGGCACAGACAUUGGGCACGUAGCCUGUGGGUAUUCUUAAAGCAGCAGCAUGUACAAGAUGGCAGCCGUCUGCCCCUUUAGGAGCUGCCAUGCAUAUGCAACGCAGUGACUUGCGUAAUUCAUUAGAAGACGCCAAGAUGGCUGAGCGCACGCCAGCUUUUUCUUCUUUUCCCAUAUCAUGUUAGUUUAUUUACUUGUUUUUUAAGAAGCCGUUCCCUCCGAGGUCCCACCUAAAUAAAUGGUGACCGCCCGUAUCCACUGGCAAUUCCUCAUUUCCGUCCGACGCCAUCAAUCCUUGCUGGAUUUCCUCUGGACUGCAGGACGCCAUCUUAGAGUCACCAGUUAGCCUGACCUGCAUGUCUCUGCCAUUUAGGGGUUACACACACAGGAGUGAAUACUCAAGUCAGGGAGAAAACAUGCAAAUUCCAUGGUGUAACCUGUAGGGGGCGCCACCGAGCCCCAAACCUCCCAGACUCUAGCACAGUCCCGGGUUCAAAUAAACAUUUUUGUUUUUUAACACAGUACCUUUCCUUUAUAUGAUGUUUGUUUCCCUCCUCCCAGUCCACCAGGUGACCUUCUGGCUCCCUUUUGUGGUGGACCCAGGAUCACGUGGCAGUGCCAUGUCACUGAAUGGUGGCAUUACUUGCGGGUCAUGUGGAAGUCCCAUGAAACAGGGAGCUGUUCUUCCUGCAGCACCCUCUGGUAGCACCCAUGGUACCUGAUAGGGGAUGUCCCUCAGGACUACAAAUCCCAUAAUUCCCUGCGGGUGGCCAUACUGGUCCUUGCCAGAUGAGCACUGCCAGUGGGGUACAAAUUGAUCUAGAUAGACCGUCUCCUCUUGCCAGCCAGGAAAGGCACCAUCAACCAACUUGGCCGGGAUUCCUGCCCACCAGCCUUGGCACCUACACUGGAUAAUGAUCAGACCGCAAAUUGAACCCAGGACUAAGGAGCUCUGAGACGAGAUGGCACCUCAUUACCAGUACAGAUGUUAUACUGGUCCCGUGCUGUGGUAGCACUGCUGCCUCAUAAUUAGGUGACCAAGGCUCGCGUCCCAAGUGCUCCCAGCAUGUUUUCCCAGUGCACUUGUGAGUUCUCUUCCCAAGUCCUAAGACACACCAGUUAGGUGGGCUGGCAUUGCUAAAUCAGCCUGUGAGGUGCGGGUGUUGUUCCUGCCUUACCCCUUAGGAUUGCUGGGGUAGGCUCCGUCUGCCCGUGAUAAGACGUUUAAGGAAAUAGAUACGUGGGUUGUAUGCUGCGAUGGCUUUGCCUUGGCACCCUGUGUACUUGGACAAAAACAGCUUCUCGUCUUCAAGCCAAGAGUGAAGUCUUAACAGGCAGAGUCCACAGCUGAACUGUUGAAACACACAAGAUGGUGGCUUUACAGUUGUGGCCAAAAGUGUUGAGAAUGAGCCAAGUGUUGGUUUUCACAAAGUCUGCUGCUUCAGUGUCUUUAGAUCUUUGUGUCAGAUGUUUCUAUGAGAUGCUGAAGGAGAAUGACAAGCAGUUCAGAAGUUUCAGCGGCUUUUAUUGACAGUGACAUGAAGGUUAUGCACGGAGUUCAUAUUUGCAGUAUAGUUGGCCCUUCUCCCUUCUUCGAAGUCCCCUCUCUGCAAUUCACCCUGGCAGCCUGUCUGCCAAUCAACUUCUGGGCCCAAUCCUGACUGAUGGCAGCCCAUUCUUGCAUCAUCAAUGCUUGGAGUUUGCCAGAGUUGGUGGGUUUUUGUUUGUCCACCCGCCUCUUGACCGCAAGUCCUCAAUGGGAUGAAGGUCUGGGGAGUUUCCUGGCCAUGGACCCCACAUUUCGAUGUUUUGUUCCCCGAGCCGCUUACUUCUCACUUGUUGCCUUACGGCCCGGUGCUCCGUCAUGUUGGUCACCAGACUGUUCUUGGAUGGUUGGGAGAAGUUGCUCUCGGAUGAUGUUUGGUGCAUUGGCUUGGUUGACCUUCAGUUGUCUUUUAUUGAGCCCACUUUGUCCACGUUCAAGGGGUCACACGAGGUGCAAGGCAGGAACCAACUCUGGAUGGGAUGCCACUGCGCGGUCAGGGGACCAAACCCCCACUCGACGAAUAUACAGACGCUGCUGAACUUUGUACACGUGCCAUGGGGAGCAGCGUAGUCUUACCAGCAUCAUAGGACCCCUGGCAGAGUAGUGGGCCAAGACCCCCUGUUUUGAUAGCAAAUGAGAAACAUACACAGGCAUCAAAAACACAGUGGGGGCUCUUAUGCUCCUGGGGUCCCUGGCCAGUGCCCAUUGUGUCCAUACAUUAAGAUGGCCCUAAUGGGGACACAGGCAGAACAUUCCAGCACCACACAGAAAGUGGCCAGGUGGGAUUUUCUACAAUGCAGUGGCCUCAUCUGCUUCUCAGCCACUUCCUUUACAAUUUUUAUUUUAUUUUAAUUAUUCUUUGCUAUCAACUCCAACUGUUCAUAAAAAGUCGGUUUAAAUAAAAUGUUGUGAAACAAAAUUUGAA